This is a messenger RNA of Funneliformis caledonium, 1195 nucleotides long. NCBI's taxonomy places the organism in Eukaryota, Fungi, Glomeromycota, Glomeromycetes, Glomerales, Glomeraceae. The record is from the annotation of a GenBank genome assembly.
AAGAUCUUCUUCUUCUUCAACAACGUCGUCAUAUAAGUGUGAACAUCAAUCUCGUCAUGCGUGGGGUACAACAGAACACGAAGAACCUAGUUUCAUAAUUGCUAGAGUUAGAAAACAAUAUUCUUCUCCUCCUCAUCAUAAUUUCCAUCAUUUGGAUAUUAAUGAAGAUUUUAAUCGUUAUUAUGCUCCUUGGAGCAAUAAAAAUGAAUUUGAAAUCGCUUUAAAUAAACUUGAUCGAUAUUAUCAGAAUUUGUUUUAUUCAAAGUGUUAUGAACCUUUUAUUCCCAUCGUCUAUGAGCCAUCACCUAUUUCUUAUGAUCGUUCUAAAUUCGCGACAUUUAAACUAAUUCAAAGAGUUCAAGCUAAUCGGCCCGAAACGAUUCAAACUCUCUUAAAGUAUGAGAAAAGACCUGGUCAAGCGCAAAGGUUUUUUGCUCGAAUUAACAAGGACUUCAGGUGGCCCUCUUCGAUGCCAGAAUACCUUAGAAAGAGUGCCUUCUAUGACAUCGCUGAAGAUGGGCCUGACUUCGAUGCUGAGAUUGGGUUUAACAUCAUAUUCUUCUACAACGCACUUGACAGAGGUGAAUUUAUUGGACAUGAAAACGAGUGGGUGACGGUAUACAAACAGAAGGUAUUAGAAUGCGGGCAAAGGUAUGAUGAUGAUAAAUUGACCUCCGUUCUCGACGCUAUGCCAAGUGCUGUCCAAAUCCCUGUUGAUCAGACACGUUUGCCACGUGGUCCACCGACAAAGAUGGUGACAGUUUAUCGUACCAAUAAUGGUAACGAUUACAAGGUCAGAGUUCGUGUCAGAAGACCCAAUGAAAGUUUAAUCGCUCUUCUUCCACAUGAUUUUAUUGACGUACAAGACAACAACAAAAUGUAUUCGUGCGUGGUCGAUACAGGUGCUCCACAUACAAUAUUACCGCAUUAUGUUAAAAAAACGCUUGGAAGGAAGGGAUGGAGUACGCUUAAAGCAACUGCCGUAGGUUAUGGAGAGCCUACAGAACAAUAUUUUGCAUCUCAAAUGUUUGAGGUGUCAAUUGGUGACAACUACAACUGGAGCAAAUGGGUACAGGCAAAAAUUGGAGUCUGGGAUAUUUGUCCCGGCGAUAAGGUGCAAUAUGCCCUUGUCGGUAAUGAUGUUUCGGAUCAAAUGGCCUAUAUACAUGAGCCGGGUAAACCAUUAAAAAUUUAA